GAAAGCGCGGCCCGGCACCGCCACCACCGUCGUCCCGGCAGGAAUGGUCCCAUGUGAAGACAAUCACACUCAGAAGAGGCUGAGAAAUCAAAUACAAUACAUGUUCUGAAGGCCCAACUCGGAAACAAAAAGGACAAGAAAAAUAGUUAAAAAUAAAUAGAAAAAUAGCAGAGCGGCUCCUCACGCCUCGGCUGGACCCAUCGCACACAGGCCAGGCCGGCCGUGCCAGAGCAGUGCCGGAAGCAGGCCCUUGGAGGCUUGUCAUGUGGAUCCGCUGGUGGCUCUGGCCCCUGGUGGCCAUCUGCGCUGCAGACCAGUUCCGGAAUGAGGCUGAGAGAAUCAUGCGAGGCACACCUGUCAUUGACGGGCACAAUGACCUGCCCUGGCAGCUGCUGACCACGUUCAACAACCAGCUGCGGAACGAGAAGGCCAACCUGACGAGCCUCGCCGACACACACACCAAUAUCCCCAAGCUGAGGGCUGGUUUCGUGGGGGGCCAGUUCUGGUCUGCGUACGUGCCCUGUGACACCCAGAACAAGGACGCUGUGAGGAGGACCCUGGAACAGAUUGACGUCAUCCACCGCAUGUGCCAGAUGUACCCAGAGACCUUUGCGUGUGUCACCGACAGCACAGGCGUCCGGCAGGCUUUCCAGGAGGGCAGGGUGGCCAGUCUCAUCGGCGUGGAGGGCGGCCACUCCAUAGACAGCAGCCUGGGUGCCCUGCGGGCCCUCUACCGCCUGGGCAUGCGCUACCUGACCCUCACGCACAGCUGCAACACGCCCUGGGCUGACAACUGGCUGGUGGACACAGGAGAGGACGAGGCUGAGAGCGAAGGCCUGUCACCCUUUGGGCAGAGCGUCGUGAAGGAGAUGAACCGCCUGGGGGUCAUCAUCGACCUGGCCCACGUGUCCGUGGCCACCAUGAAGGCCGCCCUGCGCCUGUCCACGGCCCCCGUCAUCUUCAGCCACUCCUCCGCCUACAGCCUGUGCCCGCACCGGCGCAACGUGCCGGACGACGUGCUGCGGCUGGUGAACCAGACAGGCAGCUUGGUGAUGGUUAAUUUCUACAACGACUACGUGUCAUGCAAAGAGGCGGCCACCCUGUCCCAAGUAGCAGACCACCUGGACCACAUCAAGAAGGUGGCAGGAGCUGGAGCCGUGGGCUUUGGUGGGGACUUUGAUGGUGUUUCAAGGCUCCCCGUGGGGCUUGAGGACGUGUCCAAGUACCCAGACCUGGUGGCCGAGCUGCUCAGGAGGCAGUGGACAGAGGCGGAGGUCAGGGGCGCCCUGGCCAACAACCUGCUCAGGGUCUUCGAGGCAGUGGAGCAGGUGAGCGACCACACGCAAACUCCCGAGGAGGAGCCCAUCCCAAAGGACAAGCUGCAGACUUCUUGCAGGACGAUGUAUGGCUACUCAGAGGCCCCCAGCCUCCACCAGCAGCCAGGGGCCCUGCUGGCCUCCCUCACCACCAUCCUCCUCGGCCUGUGUGUUCUGUGAUGCCCUGGGGUCCGGGACCCCUAGGGUCCUCCAGCUCAGGAGACACCGUGGCCAUCGGAGCAGGGAGAUCCCGGCUCCCCAGCACGAGGCCUGGGCUCUCCUGAGGGCAGGAAGCCGUGGACGGCUCCAGACAGACACACGGUGGACCCUUAAUAAAGGCAACAACCCUUCUGA
This is a messenger RNA of Hyaena hyaena (striped hyena), 1670 nucleotides long. RefSeq names its product dipeptidase 1 (gene DPEP1). The transcript is spliced from 11 exons. Gene Ontology annotation, biological process: proteolysis. Gene Ontology annotation, molecular function: metallodipeptidase activity. The record is from RefSeq and is a predicted model, not a curated record. The coding region runs from base 264 to 1496 and encodes 410 amino acids. Lineage: Eukaryota; Metazoa; Chordata; Mammalia; Carnivora; Hyaenidae.